ACUAUUUAAGUUAACAAACUGUGGUCUACCUACCUACUCUUUUCCAACUAAGCCUCAAUUUAGGUACUUAUCUACUCGACGGAAAAGAAAAAGGAGAGGAAAAUAUUUAAAUUUCAUCUUCAUCUUCCUCUUUUCCCCCGACUCUCACAAAUUCUACUAUCACCACUACAUACACUUUCACAAUCUAUCAUCAAUCACCAUGGGUGUUACCAAGACUGUAAUUCAGGAGGGCACCGGUGCUCAGCCUACUGCUCGUCAGACCGUUACCAUUGAGUACACCGGCUGGCUGAAGGACACUUCCAAGCCCAACAACAAGGGGAACCAGUUCGACUCUUCGGUUGGCCGAGGUGACUUUGUCACGCAAAUUGGCGUCGGUCAGGUCAUCAAGGGUUGGGAUGAGGGUGUACUUACCAUGAAGGUUGGGGAGAAGGCCACCCUUGAUAUCACCAGUGACUACGGUUAUGGUGCCAGGGGAUUCACCGGACACAUUCCUCCCAACGCUGACCUCAUCUUCGAUGUCCACCUGAAGAAGGUCCAGUAAAUUACCAUGCAAUAAGGUAACGGAACGGAGUUCUAGUCUAUAUAAGUUCGGAAACGGAUACAGGGCAGGAGGUUCUCUCGCUUCGGUCUUUUUGUUUCCGCUACAUGUGGCAUGGGUUAGGGCGGCUUCUACGUGAGAGGCGAGAAUCAGACAAUCGUUAACCACUGAAACUCAUUUCCUCGUUUGUGUUCUACAGCCGUGACACCGUGCCAGCUGUCUGGGACUUGCAGUUGGGCUAAAGCGCUUUGCUAUCUCGUAAAUGUAGCUGCAACGCACCGAUGAUCCUCUACCCUUACGAACCCUUCCGCCGAAAAUCUGUACUAGCCUAAAUCGAGGCUACCUGCCGAAUCUAUGUUUCACCACAGACUUUGGUUACGAUGAAAUUGCGAGCUUGUGACCGCAUAUAGCAUGUUGUACGAGGAGA
Hypoxylon trugodes is the source of this 965-nucleotide messenger RNA. Its product is annotated as FK506-binding protein 1B. Gene Ontology annotation, molecular function: peptidyl-prolyl cis-trans isomerase activity. The transcript is spliced from 8 exons. Bases 200 to 541 code for a protein of 113 amino acids. The record is from RefSeq and is a predicted model, not a curated record. NCBI's taxonomy places the organism in Eukaryota, Fungi, Ascomycota, Sordariomycetes, Xylariales, Hypoxylaceae.